AUGGAUGACUAUGGAGAUGAAGCAAAGAGUACAACCUGCCCGCGUGGACAUUGGAGGCCGGCCGAGGAUGAAAAACUCCGGCAACUUGUUGAGCAGUACGGUGCGCAGAACUGGAACUCCAUAGCUGAGAAGCUUCAAGGAAGAUCAGGGAAGAGUUGUAGGUUGAGGUGGUUUAAUCAACUAGAUCCGAGAAUCAACCGAAGGCCGUUUAGUGAGGAAGAAGAAGAGAGGCUGCUAGCAGCACAUCGCAUUCAUGGAAACAAGUGGGCACUGAUUGCAAGACUGUUUCCAGGCCGUACUGAUAAUGCUGUGAAGAAUCAUUGGCACGUUAUAAUGGCAAGAAGACAAAGAGAGCAGUCCAAAGUUUGUGGGAAGAGAAGCUACCAAGAUUUCUGUAAUGAUCACUCAUCAAACACCUCCUCAAUUUCCAACAAUUUUGAUGUAAGCAGGAAAUUUAAAUCUCAAGGGGAAUUGAGAUCUUCAUCAUCAAUUGGGUUUGAUCAGAAUAGUAGCACUAAGUUCUUCGAAUUCCGAAACCCAAAUAAAGAUAGGACAACAAUGUUCAUGGACUCCAGGCAUGCUAGUUCUUCCCCUUACAAUUGGAACUUUGCUACAAUGUCAACAACCUCAAACAACGCCGCAUCAUCUUCAGUUGGUUUAUUGGGAAGGGAAAGAAGAGAUUACUUCAACAAUGUUAGUUCUAACAACAACAUUUCCGGGUGCUCGAAAGGUUCGGAUCAUCAAUUCGUUCACCGAAGAAAUAACCCGACUACUUCUUCAUUCAUGUAUGGCAGCUACAUAGGUUCCACUAGUGCAUUUGGGCUUCCAAAUUACAAGAGGGUUAAUGUUCCAAGUCCUUUUGGGUGCCUGGGUCUUGGUGAUCACAUUAAUCGUCCUGAGCAACAUGGAAGGACAUUCAAGAAAGAGUUGGCUAAUUUUUGUGACAAUGCAUCAACAUUGGCAAAAUGGAGGGUUGCAGCCACAGCUAAAUUUGGCGACCAUGAUUGCCAAGAUCACGAAUCGAUCGAUCAUCACAAGGAAACUCCCUUCAUUGAUUUUCUUGGUGUGGGGAUCUCUUCUUAA
Molecule: messenger RNA, 1083 nt
Organism: Prunus armeniaca (apricot)
Lineage: Eukaryota; Viridiplantae; Streptophyta; Magnoliopsida; Rosales; Rosaceae
Source: the annotation of a GenBank genome assembly